AUGCAGCGACUUCCCAGCCACCACAUCUCCCCCCUCCCUCCCCCGGGGCCCCCCUUUGUCUUCUUCACAACCGCCGACUGGCCUAAGAGGGGAGAGAAGUGGGAAGCCCACGUGUGGGACAAGCACGGGGCCCGGAAGAAGGGCGCACCAGGGAUCAGCCGGAAAAAGGGUGCCCAGAUCUACCUGGGGGUGUUCACCACGGAGGUGGCGGCCGCACGAGCGCACGACAUCGCGAGUAUCUUGAUCGGUGGUCCUGAGAGCUUUACCAACUUCCCACGGGACGACUACGAUGAGAUGAAGUCCCUGCCCCCGCUCAACAAGAAGGAUCUGGCCUUCAUGCUCAAGGACCAACGUAUCCGUGCCGUGCCCCGGUACCGCGGAGCAGUUCAGUACCAUCCGCAAGAUCCCUGGGAGGCUUGGAUUCGCAAGAUGUGCGGCAAUGACUGCCCGCUGCCCGCUGCCCGUGGGCUUCCGGGAUGGCGUUAA
Molecule: messenger RNA, 486 nt
Organism: Volvox carteri f. nagariensis
Lineage: Eukaryota; Viridiplantae; Chlorophyta; Chlorophyceae; Chlamydomonadales; Volvocaceae
Exons: 3
Coding region: 1-486 (161 amino acids)
Biological process (GO): regulation of DNA-templated transcription
Molecular function (GO): DNA-binding transcription factor activity; DNA binding
Source: RefSeq, a predicted model, not a curated record